AUGGAAAACUCCAGUUCGAGAGAUGAAUCUUUUCCCGCUGGCCUGCGUGUUCUUGUGGUUGAUGAUGACCCCACCUGGCUCAAAAUUCUCGAGAAGAUGCUUCGCAAAUGCUCCUAUGAAGGUGUGUAUGCUCUGGUCAAGCAUGUUUCAUGUGUCUUCCGCUUGGUAAACCUUGGUUUUUUUUUAUUAUUUUGAUAACAUCUGCACAAUAAUGUUCGGUAGGCCUCAAGAGAACCUGUUCCCCAUAUAUAUCAACAGAGAUCUCUGCAGAUAACUAUUUCUCGCUCCACUUGUGUUUUUUUGUUAACCCAAAGCUGUUUCAAUAUUGCUAAUGGCGCCCUUCCCUCAAAUGCCUUCACUAGAGUGCUUUGAAUCAACGGAGCUUGGCUUCACGAUCAAAAGGAAGCAUUACUUUGUGCCUCUGACAAUAGUAAUGAAAAAUCAUUCGCAUCCCCUAGGACAUGGAGCCAUCAAGUGCUUGUAUAAUCCAAAAUAUGAGAGAAAAAUGAAGAUGCUGAUGAAUUCUAUCAGAAAUUUCUCAUUUCUUUGUACAGUUUGUAAAUUAUUAGUAUACCGAUAAGAUAUUCCUCAGAGAGUUGCCAUGAGUAUUAUUUUUCUGGAAAAGCGAAUGAUUUAUUCUUGAGUUUGUUCAGACUGUUAGGAUUGAUUUUCUUAGACUAAACUUUUAGGAUUAUUAGGCUGCAGGGAGAUAUUUUUCUCUCCUUUGCGAAUAUGGUUGGAAUAGUUUUCCAUAGCUCAUCAAUUUUUUCAUAUUCUAGCGCAAAUAAUCAGUGGAUCUCACUCUCACCUCUAUUAAUACCUUCACUAUAUCCCAGUUUGAAAACCCACGAACUUGUAAACACUGUAUUUUUGACAGUGAUAGACUUCACUUUAGGGAGAAAAAAAAAGACGUGUUAGUACUGAUAAGAGUCACGUAGUCACCCAAAAUUUCCAUUCAUCAUAUAUGUUCUUUGUUAUCAAGUUUCUCACGUGACCAUACUGUAUUAUAGAUGUAAUUAUUCUCUCACCGUUUCAGUACCUUACCUUCUUGGAGAGAAAUAAUCAUGCUCGACUCUUUUCGACAAUAUAUGAAUAGAUGUUCGUUAAACACUGCAAGCCCAGUGAAAGUCUACAUGGUAUUGAUUGUUGGCCACGACGCCGUGAAUUCUUUUUUGACUUCCUCAGAAUAAAUUCAGAUCAAAGUUUUAGUAAAAUACAACAUUUUGUUAUUGAAGAAAGUAAUUACUAAACUUUUAGCUUCAUCUUCUUAGUUAAACUAAGGCAUCCACACAAUGAUUAUAACCUGAUAUUACUUGUUUUGGAACACUCAAUCGGACCUGAAGAUCUGAUAUCAACCACUGAAAGGGUAUAGAUGCAGAGGAGACUGAUGAAUGUGCAGGGUUUUCAGAGGCAAUGACUGCUCACAAAUGGAAGCCAAGUAGCCAUGGUUGUGCUUGCCCAUGAGUUGGGUGGGCGGAUUCAGAGAUGGGUGGGAAACUUCUAGUGCGGUUGGUAAGAAAGGACGUUUUGUGGGGAGAGUGUUACCCCUAUAUCAGUGAUAUGGUUCUUUCUGAUUGUAAAUUGGGAUAAGACUACGAGCCUGACAAAUUCCAGAGUGAGUCAGGGCAGAUUGGAUGCUACUAGUUUUGUGUUUUGAUCUCAAUUGAUAAUCAAAGAAUAUAAAUCAUGAUCUUGGGCUGCGAAAGUUCAUGAGAUGCUUCCUGACUAUGACCUGAUCCAACCUGUAUUCUUAAACUUGUGUAAACUGGGUCUGAGAUUCUCACAACCUCGCUAAUUCGCCAUAAGAGCCUAGAUAAGACCUGAUUUUUUGAUAAUAUCUUGGAAACAUUCGUGAAACUCGAGGGGUCAAAAGAUGAGAACAUAGUCUAAAAUGCCUAAAAAUGCGGAGAUAGUAUCUUGCAUGAGGCAGAUACAUGUUUUUCUAAAAGUGAGAGAAUUGAAUCAUGUUGAGCCUUGAAAAUAGAUCAUGUUGAAACAUUAAUAACAUUCUGGAUCAUUAGGCAUUAGCUUGGAGUUGUUGACCUCUGAUGAUCAUUCUGGAUCAUGUAACCUUUGUCAAAACCACCAACUAGCAUGACACAAAAAAUCUUGGCGCGAAGUUCAGAUAUAAUUUAAAGGCUUUAUUGGAAACUUGUGGGAUUGUAUCUGUGCCUCGAUGAUGAGCCUGAACAUAAGUUUUGCCUAUCAAUCUAAGGCUGGGAAGAUCAAACAAAUAAUCGAAAAGUUAAGAAAAUUUAUCUAAUUUUUUUGGUUGAGUUUUUCUUUCCAUAAGUUUCACGUCCUACGGCAUCAUCUCUUUUCUUUUAAUACUUUUUGACCAUGAUAAUUACUGCUGGUUCUCAUUGUACAACAUCAAUCCAUGACAGAUAUCUGAAUCCGAGGAACAGUAUACACAUUGUCAGAAAUCAUUCCACAUCAUAUUUCACCUGACUAUGCCUCCCAAUCGUUUUCCUCGGAUCAAGAAUGAUUUUUCAGAUAUCUUUUGCUAACUUCUUUUACGUACUUUAUGUUGGUCCUUCGACUAGUAAUCUGAAACAAGACUUGGUCGAUGAAAAUGAUAUUAUUUUGCUGAACUUAUUUUGGAAGCUGCCUUACUUGUGAUUAUUUUAAGCGUUAUGGGUUCUCUUUUUUUGCAGUUACAACGUGCAGUUUAGCCAGAGUUGCCUUAGGCUUGCUCCGUGAGAGAAAAGACUGGUUUGAUAUCGUGAUUAGUGAUGUUAACAUGCCUGAUAUGGAUGGUUUCAAGCUUCUUGAACAAGUUGGACUUGAGAUGGAUUUACCUGUUAUCAGUAUGGGGUCUCUUUUCACAUGUUAUUGUUGUCUCAGGCGGCUCAGUGCUGUCUUCCUUGACAAGUCCUAUUUCACUGAUCGACUCUUUGCCUUGGAUAUUUGCAGUGAUGUCAGUGGAUGGGGAAACAAGCAGAGUAAUGAAAGGAGUUCAGCAUGGAGCAUGCGACUAUCUUCUUAAGCCUGUGAGGAUGAAAGAGUUGAGGAAUAUAUGGCAACAUGUUUUCAGAAAGAAAAUACACGAGGUGAAAGAGACUGAGAAUUACGACAGUUAUGAAGACAACAAUAUCAGGAGCAGACUAGAUGAGUUCAAUGGAGGCUUCCAUCCUUCAAAGAAACGAAAGGAUAACCAUCACAAGGAGUAUAUGGAGCAAAGCUUCGGUGACUCCGUUUCAGUCAAGAAGGCUAGGGUUGUAUGGUCGGUGGAUCUUCAUCAGAAAUUCGUCACCGCUGUUAAUCAGAUAGGAUUUGACAGUAAGUAUCUGUUCUGGGUAAUCCUGAUUUACUAUUUUUUUAUGGCAAACAAUUUCCUGCACUUUUUAAACUAAAAAAUCACGGAAAAAGACUUUACAAACUGUUGGGGAAAAUAUAUCGUCUAAAAGUAUGUUCCUCGGCUAUCAUUGUUCUACUUGUUGGAACUUUUCUUUGCAGACUUGUUCAGAGGUCUGAUUCUCUUCUUGGUUCAUCUUUGGCAGAAGUCGGCCCAAAGAAAAUACUCGAUUUGAUGGAUGUUCCUGGGCUAACAAGGGAGAACGUUGCUAGCCACCUACAGGUAGAACUUCUUUCUGCAUUUGCUUGAAUGUUUAUUUGGAAAGAACUAUGCAGGGUGAUAAAAUUGACACACUUGCUAGACUAAACUCCAUUUGCAUUAUCACAAAUUCAGGUUCUAAACUUAAAACUGAUGCUGAGUUUUUAGUCCAUUUCAUUUUAUGGAAUAACAUUACAACAUUUUAUACCAUUGCCUGAAGAUAUCGAACGGAUCCGCGUCAAUAUAUCAGACCCUUCUGUUUUCAUGUUUCUCAGUUUGGUAUUUUGAAAACCCUCUAUGUUUAUGCUGAUCCGAAGUGGACUGGGGAUGAUAAUACCUUUUUUUGAAACAUUUCCUUCUCAAUCUCCGAAGAAUUAGAGUCUGAAUUUGUAUUGUUAUUGCUUUCCUUGGAUGAUUCCAAAAUUACGAUUAGUGCUCUUGGGAAUAUUUUCAUAUCUAAAACCCAUUCGUUAAUUAUCAGGAUGAUUAAUGUUGCUGUCGGUAAUUAUCUAGCAAUAGAAGACUCUAUACUCUGCUUAAUUCUUUCAUGAUUGAUUGAAGAUAAAUCUGGCCUAGACUUGAAUUGGCAUUUUUUAUUUUUUUCUUUUGAAGAUGUUAUAGCAUGGACAUCUUCAUCACACGAUGACCAUUCUUAUAAUCUACACUGAUCAUGUACAUUCCUCAUCUUAGAUUUACUCAAAAUUCACUAUUUCUGGGAAAAAUAGGAAGUCUUUCUGAAUUUGAGUCACUCCACCUGCAGAAGUACCGGCUAUACUUGAGUAGAUUGCAGAAGCAGAACGAAGAGAAAACUCUUGGGGGAGCUGCACAAACUGAACUCAAUGUUAAGGAACGCCCUGGGGUUCUCAGUCAGCAAAGCUCAUUAGCAAGACAACAGCAGAAUUCUCCAAGUGGCUUUGGAUUUUCCUCUGCACGAAUCUAUACUCAGGAAAUGAUCCCAAAAAUAGCAUCAUUCAGAGCGACAGAGACUGAGUUGGCCUUGAAUGACGAAUCCUGGGCAUCUCUGAAUAAGAGAAACAUUACCAGAUUUGGUGUGAUGGCAUCAAAGAACCUCGAGCCAUGGGGUGAUGGAGGAAAUCAACUAACCCAGUUCGUCCAAUUCAUGAAGGACCAGCAAUCCAUUACUUUCAAGGACUUCUUGGAGUUCAGACAGGCUGGGCAAGAUCAUUGCUUUGAAACUGAUCACCCGCAAUCUCAACCCAUUGUCAACUUGAGGGGGUCCACUGAAGCAGAAGACACCUCCCAACAAAUCCACAUGAAGCCAGUUGAUUCCAAAGAAAGCAAAUAUAUGCUCUUGAAAUGUGGCCUUGAUUCGGGCUCUUCUCAGGUCAGCCAUGGAUUCGUCAAUACUCGUUCCUUCCAAGCAGCCUCAGCCACAAAUCUUUCUUGUGGAAACCCCUGCUCGUCUGAUGACAAGAACAGCAUCACCAGCUGGUCAUCGUUGUAUAGUGACGCAGAGGUCGCUCCUUCUAUUGACUCCCUCACGUUCCCUCUUCAGAGCUGUGGAUUCUUCGAGAACGCAGGUUUCCAUGGCUUGGGGGCUUUUGAGUGCAACCAAAUCGCAUCAGACUUCCAGAGCAUCUUAUACGAUGAACUACAGUACAACUGUGAGUAUCUCUCUGACUUAUUCGAGGCUCCAAUGGUGGAUGAUGGCCUCUUCACGUGA
This is a messenger RNA of Spirodela intermedia, 5240 nucleotides long. The record is from the annotation of a GenBank genome assembly. Lineage: Eukaryota; Viridiplantae; Streptophyta; Magnoliopsida; Alismatales; Araceae.